Molecule: messenger RNA, 7632 nt
Organism: Sinocyclocheilus anshuiensis
Lineage: Eukaryota; Metazoa; Chordata; Actinopteri; Cypriniformes; Cyprinidae
Product: calmodulin-binding transcription activator 1-like
Exons: 20
Coding region: 13-5112 (1699 amino acids)
Biological process (GO): regulation of transcription by RNA polymerase II
Cellular component (GO): nucleus
Molecular function (GO): protein binding; double-stranded DNA binding; transcription coregulator activity
Source: RefSeq, a predicted model, not a curated record
CAGAAUGGGUCGAUGAUCCUCUACAAUAGGAAGAAGGUGAAGUACAGAAAGGAUGGCUACUGCUGGAAAAAAAGGAAAGAUGGGAAGACCACGCGGGAGGAUCACAUGAAGCUCAAAGUACAAGGAGUGGAGUGUCUGUACGGCUGUUAUGUCCACUCCUCCAUCAUUCCCACCUUCCACCGCAGGUGCUACUGGCUUUUACAGAACCCAGACAUUGUGCUGGUCCACUACCUGAAUGUGCCAGCUAUCGAGGAUUGUGGGAAGCCAUGUGGGCCCAUCCUGUGCUCCAUCAAUACAGACAAGAAAGAAUGGGCCAAAUGGACGAAGGAGGAACUCAUUGGCCAGCUGAAACCCAUGUUUCAUGGCAUCAAGUGGACUUGCAGCAAUGGGAACAGCAGCUCUGGCUUCUCUGUGGAGCAGCUGGUGCAGCAGAUACUGGACAGCCACCAGACCAAGCCUCCUCCCCGGACUCACAACUGCCUCUGCACUGGCACUCAGGGUGCUGGGAGCAGUGUGCAUCAUAAGUGUAACAGCGCCAAACACCGCAUUAUCUCGCCCAAAGUGGACCCUCGUUCAGGUGGUUACAGCAGCACCCACUCUGAGCUCCAGAAUAAUGAUGUGUCCGAGGGUAAGACAGAACACAGCCAGAGCAGCAAAAACAGAGGAGGAACAGGAGGUGGGAGUGUACGUGAAAAACGCAAUGGCAAGGUACACAAACCUGUGCUGCUGCACCAGAACAGCACUGAGGUCUCCUCUACCAAUCAGGUGGAAGUGCCAGACACCACCCAGAAUUCCCCUGUGUCCAUCAGCAGCGGGCUGAAUUCUGACCCCGACAUGGCUGACAGCCCAGCAGUCACAGGCAUGGGUCAUGUUGCCUCUGUUAUGAGCAGCCUAUCCCAGAGUGUUUUCAUGUCUGAGGUGACUGGGGAUCCCGUCUACAGCAUGUCCCCCACUGGAGGCCCCAAUACCCAUAUUAUGGGCCCUGAUGCCACCUCUCACAGCCUGGUCUUAGCAGUCACCUCUGACAGCCACAAGUUUGCCUUUCCAGGAAGUGGGAGUGCAGAUACAGGUGGUCCCGGAGCAGACGGGCUGUCCAUGCUCUCUGCCUCCGGCAUCUCUGAGGAGCUUGUCCUCUCCAGCAGCCUAGACUCCAGCAGCAUCAAAAUCCCAGAAACCACUAUGAACUUCGACCCCGACUGCUUCCUGAACAACCCGAAGCAGGGCCAGACAUAUGGGGGAAGUGGAUUAAAGCAGGAGAAUGGCACAUCCAGUGCCUCGUCCUCCUCAACAGCUAGCACCAACGGUUUGCAACGCUCGCCACCUAUAUCCGAUUCAAAGUACGGCUUCAGUUCUGCACUGGUGAAGAACAUCAAGACCGAGGACACCUCCUUCGAGCAACAGCUGGCCAAAGAAGGGAGCUACCAAGUGGGAGCAGUUGUAAGCUGUAGCGUUUCCAGCGGCUCUGGCACCCAGAACUCACUCACCUUGACCCCUGUUUCCUCUCUGCUUCCCUCUGGUGGGGGCCUGAGUCCGAGCACCACCCUGGAGCAGAUGGAUUUCAGCGCUAUCGAUGAGAAGCAUGACUACUCCGCUGGUGCCACGGCAGUAGGUUAUAGCCAAGCAAUUAACAACCUAGCUCACCAGAACCAAUCUCCAAGCUUUUUUCUUCAAGAAGCACCACAGACAGCCCAGAACCAGCAAGGCCGGCAGUGCUCUAGCCAGAAGGGCCACCUACUGGAACAUAACGCCCCUGAUGGGGUCUACAUGGGUCUGCAGGUUGUAAAGACCGAAUCGCCUGGCAGUAAUGGCCACCUCCACCACCAUCACACCCACCAGGGCCAGCACAGACCCCACUGCAAUGGAGGCUCACCCACCGAGGGACAAGGACAGGGUGGCUCGCUGCAACUCCUUCAGUACCAAGGAGGUUUCCCAGGCCUUGGUCCAGAGCACGAGGAAGUGGUCGGCAUGGAUCAGAACUGCAAUGUUGGGUCCGGUCAGGCUGGAGCCACAGAAAAUGGGACAGAUGGUUUACUAAAAUCUGGGGAUCAUCUACAAGCCUGUGCAGGAGGAAGUGGAGAGAACGGAGGAGCAGAUCACUUCGUGCAGCAGAGCUCUGAGAAUGGAGUGGGAGCUGAGGCUGUGGCUUUGAGGAAUGGAAACACCACAAGUGGGCCCAACAACGGCUCGCAACAGCAACUCCAGCCACUGCUUCAGGGAGCUAAUUUGGUUCAGGGGCUCUACAACACUCACCACGGGCUUAGUGGGACUGGAGCCAAUGGCGGAGGAGGCACGGGCAUGGAAAUCAGCUUGGAUCAUUUUGACAUCUCUUUUGGAAACCAGUUUUCUGACCUCAUCAACGACUUUAUCUCAGUGGACAGCGGAGCCACAGCAGUAGGGGCUGCAGGAACAUUAUAUACCCACCAGUUGGUGGCCCCGCCUGGGUCGGAAGUUACGGCCAACUCUGGUGGGAACCAACAGCAAGGUCAAGAGGAUGCAACCAACAGGGCAGCAGGAUACAGGCCCUCAGAGCUUUGCCUCCAGUCAUGCUGCAGCCCCCAAUCUUUAGGUGGAGGUGCUGGUGCUGGGGGAAGGUCAGGAGAGACAGGCUCACUGGCCUACAUGCAUGUCACUGAAGUAGUGUCAGCAGCAGUGGCCCAGGGCACGCUGGGAAUGUUGCAGGCCACUGGGCGACUUUUCAUGGUCACAGACUACUCUCCAGAGUGGUCCUACCCAGAGGGUGGUGUGAAAGUCUUAAUCACCGGGGCAUGGCAAGAAGACAGCAGCAGCUACACCUGUCUGUUUGAUCAGAUCUCUGUCCCUGCCUCCCUUAUUCAGCCCGGAGUUUUACGUUGCUACUGUCCCGCCCAUGACACAGGCUUGGUGACUCUGCAGGUGGCUGUCAGUAAUCAAAUCAUCUCUAACUCGGUUGUGUUUGAGUAUAAAGCCCGUGCACUGCCCUCCCUACCUUCAUCCCAGCACGACUGGCUGUCACUUGAUGAUAACCAGUUCAGAAUGUCCAUCCUGGAGCGGCUGGAACAGAUGGAGCGCAGGAUGGCUGAGAUGGCUGGUCAGCAGCAGCAGGGCAGCGGAGGAACAGCAGGGACUGGAGGGGGAGGUGGAGACGGAGGCGCCAACAGCCAGUCUCAGUGUAUCUCGGGACAAGCAGGAAGCUCUUUUGAGAGUCGUGUGGUGGUUGUUUGUGAGAAGAUGAUGAACAGGGCCUGCUGGGCCAAAUCCAAACAUCUGAUCCACUCCAAGACCUUUCGGGGCAUGACCUUGCUACACCUUGCUGCAGGCCAAGGCUACGCCACCCUCAUUCAGACUCUUAUCAAAUGGCGCACGAAGCAUGCAGACAGCAUUGAUCUGGAACUUGAGGUGGACCCUCUCAACGUGGAUCACUUCUCUUGUACUCCACUGAUGUGGGCUUGUGCAUUGGGUCACCUAGAAGCAGCUGUGGUCUUGUACAAGUGGGACCGGAGAGCACUGGCCAUCCCAGACUCUCUAGGGCGCCUGCCCCUCUUCAUCGCCCGCUCCCGUGGCCACACCAAGCUGGCAGAGUGUCUGGAGCAGCUCCAGAGGGAGGAACAGCAGCAGCAGCAGACCCCGUCCUCCUUACCCCCAACCUCUAGCAUGUCUUUCUCUCCCAAUCCUGACAUCCCCACCUCUAACAGCUGGAUGGUGAGCUGGGGCAGCGACAGUAUGGUGGCCCCCAGCGGGCAGAACACUGGUACAGCCACCACUACUACAACCCCUUGCACCAACCAGAACCCUGAUUUGAGAAGACCAAGAUCAGAGCCCUCUAGCUACUACAGCAACGAGUGCCAGCGGGACCUCCCCCUCGCCAAAAAACACAAGCCCAACCCCGAGUUUGUGCAAGGACAGAUGGAUAAGCCCAUGUCUGUUUCCUUGAACAUGGAGCAGCAGACACAUAAACUGUCAACCAGCCCUAAGGCCCUUCCUUCCACCCCAUCCAGCCCGGAUAAGAGUGUCUCUGAGGAGGGUUUGGCGACAGUGGGCAUCCUGCAAGCCAAGAUGGCCUCUUACUGUGGAGGCCAUAAAUGGGGCACUAGAGAAGUGCUCAGGAAGAGUGGCAUCAGCGGCAUAGGGAAGGAGAAUUUGGCCAGCCGGUUGCGACAGCGUGGCAAACCCCUCAGCAUGCUGGGAAUGGUGGAGAGAGAGAUGGUAGACACUGAGAUACUUUCUUACAAGGAGGAUCUAGAGAACCAGGACUGCCUCUCGCACAUGGAGGACCUGCAGGCGAAUAUGAUGAGCCUGGCAGAGCACAUCAUUGAGGCCACUCCGGAGCGUAUCAAGCGGGAACAUUUUCCAACCGUGGAGUCUGUUCCUCUGGACAACAGUGGGCUCACCAACACCAUGUGCUGGCUAGCCAGUUACCUGGGAGACGUGGAACACCUGCCCAGCAUCAUCCACUUGAGUCCCAUAUACAGUGAACCCCUGACCCCUCCCUCCAACCCUAGCCUGAGCCCGGGUAACUCGCCCAUGCGUGAGGGCCCAUUUGAGAAGCCGACCUUGCCUGCUCCAUCCGAGUGGAGUGAGUUUCUCCGAGCCUCCAACAGCAAAGUGGAGAGAGAGCUAGCCCAGCUCAAAAUGUCUGAUCCCGAGCAGAGGGAGCUCUACGAAGCUGCACGGCUGGUGCAGACCGCUUUCCACAAGUACAAGGGACGCCCACUGCGCGAGCAACAGGAAGUAGCCACCGCUGUCAUUCAGCGCUGUUACAGGAAAUACAAGCAGCUAACAUGGAUAGCCUUGAAGUAUGCACUUUAUAAGAAGAUGACGCAGGCCGCCAUCCUUAUCCAGAGUAAGUUCCGCAGCUACCACGAGCAGAAGAAGUUCCAGCAGAGCCGGCGGGCGGCCGUGCUGAUCCAGCAGUGCUACCGCAGCUACAGGAAGUUCGGCCGGCUGAGGCCCCACCGCAGAGCGGCCACCGCAGCAAAGGUCCAGCACAAACUCAGAAGCAGUCUUCUCACUAAGAGGCAGGAUCAGGCCGCCCACAAGAUCAUGAGGUUCCUCCGCCGUUGCCGCCACAGCCCCUUGAUGGACCAUAGACUAUUCAAGCGGAGUGAGAGAAUUGAGAAAGGCCAGGGAACAUGAGAGCGUCCAGAAGAGCCCCCUCACAAUGUGACAUUACUCUCUCCAGACUCUUCCUUUCAGUUUUUCUGUUUCAACCAGAGACGUUUUACAAGAGGAAAAAAAAUAGCAAGAACACUGCAACUCUUACUAUAACUGUAUGACUGAUACUUUGGCUACUAAACAACUGCGUUUUUCAUAUGUCUUUAUUCCUUCUAUGUUUCUGAAGAAAAGAGCCAACUGCUGUGGAUCAAAACAAACUCUAAGGACGUUGUUUUAGGAGGAACAACAUUUGCUUUCUGGCAUUUUUUGCACUUUUUAAUGGAUUGAUUUGUCAUUUUGGAUGAGCAUUAAAAUGUUUUGUUUGAAAAAGGGAAAAAAAAGGAAUGGAAGUCCUGCUCUUCAGUGGCAGGAAGAAAGAAAGAAAAAGAAAGAAAGAAAGAAAGAAAGAAAGAGAGAGACAAAAUAUGGAGUUGACACAAUCAUGGCCGGACCUGUUCCGAGUGUAUUUCAUUGUUUUCAAAAGAUCACAGGAUGUGUUUAGUGGGUAAAAUUGUUACCAAAAAUGAUGAAUAAUUCAUGAAUGUACAUGCUUUACUCCACAACCAGACAAAUUCGUCAGAAACUUCUUUCAGUCUGUCCCUUAUGGUCACCUGUCUUCUCUUAACUACAAGGGGACUGGGUAGCUUAUCAAUGUAAAGACGGAAAUGAGCAGGCUCGGGUGAUGAGGCAAAUGCUGAUGUUAUUUUGCUAACAAGACAUGUGGAAUCAACAACUAUUUUCAAAUUGAUGAUAUUCAGCCAGUUCAGAGUUAGCAAGACAUCACAGAGCAAUGGAUCGCUCCAGGCAGAACUUGUCUUAUGCAUGCUUGAAACUAGGCCGCAGCAUUUUAGUUUUUAACUACAUGAAUGUACUGGAGACACCAAAUGUCAUCACCUCUGCCCAUCAUUUACUAUUGGCCAGUUUGUAAAGUUUUCUUUUGUUAAUCCAAUGUUAAACAGUCAUUGGUGAAGCUUUCGUUCAGUUGAAAAUCAACUUAAGAGGUUUUCUAAGCUGUUUAAGGGAAAAUUACAUGCAUUGCCUUGAUAUCUUUGACAUACUUUGAAGGGUCUCCACACCCAGGGUUAGACAAAUCCAUACUUUUUGACAAUUGAGCGGUUCCUGUACAUAAAGAGGGUUGCCGGUACGCAAAGUAAAACAUUUAUCUAAGCGGGAUUGUAUUUUAGAAAUAUAUUAUUUUACUCAUUGAAAGGAAUCAAAACAGAUUAGCGUCAAAAUCUGAAUAUUUGUAUAGUUUUGUUUGAAUGCCUAAGAAGUAUGGUUGUAUCGUUUGUACAUAGUGUAAAUACCUGGGAUAAAGUCAAGCUACUGUAUGUGCAUGACAAAAACGAACACAGAUACAAAAAAAAAGAGUUCAAAAGCAUUAGUGGCUAUGCUCUGUAAAAUUAUUUCACUAUAAGAGUAUUUUAUUUUACUUUGAAUGUUCUUGAGAAGAACAUUUUGCUAAAGCAUGACUUUCCUGCGAUUAUGAAAAAUACAGUAUUUAUGAGGUAGGAGAAAAGGCAAAAUGAUCAUUAGGUUAUGUUUACAUCUGUUUGUUUGUUUUUUUCUGGGCUACCAAGAACCUUUUUGCCAACGGUGCCAAGUAAUGUGAAUGCUACUGCUUAAAGGAAGUUAAUCAUUGCUGAACAGAUAAUCACAUGGUAAAACGUGAUCAGAUUCACUUGCAUUCAAUAGCAUAACCCGUCAACACAGUCGGUCAAGGAUGAUGGUGUAUUCAGGAAGGAUCUUAGUGUAUCACAUAUCUCAUUUGGUUUAUUUGUACUGUAUAUUUGUUUGGUUUGUGUUUCCUAAGUCUGAAUACUUUUGUAUUCUGUCAUUGAAAUGAUGUAAAGUAUGUUUUUCUGUUAUGAAUGCAGGUAGUAGAGCUUAUAGCAGCAUUAUGCAGCUUUAAGUAACAUUCUGACAGUCUUAUUACACAAGAUGUGCAAAAAAAAAAAAACCUGUGAGCUGACAGUAAAGACAAAGAAGCUGAAAUAAUGAGAAAUCCACACUGCUACACUGACUGAAAGUUUAGGUUCCCUGUUAUGCAUUUAAACGGGUUUCUUUUGGUGCUAAAACAUUGGCGUCAAGGGCCUGGUAGACCUCCAAAGAUCACUCAAUUUCAGCAGUGUUGCAGUGAUGUUACUUUCAACAGCAGGUGUCGCCGUGGUGUUUGAAAAAGGGAAAGUCUAUGAAAACGCUCCUGAAAAUUAUUUCUAAUGCACUACAAUUGUGUAGAUUUCAGUUUCCCCUCAUAUCAAAAUGCUUUUUGUCAUAUUUUGUAUUUGCGUCUCUGUUCAAGAGAAUGAUAUGUAAAUGUUUUCUUCAGAGUGCUUAUGUUGGAAGUGCCUGAUCAUAUUCUAAAUCCAGCGAGCCAUGUCAGUCUGCAUGUGAGGUUUGCGAUGGACUGGCAUUAGCGAGAAGUGAAUAAUAGUCUGUCCGUUUUUUAUUUUCCAUUACGUAACUUGUUUCUUUGUCCGUGCUUUCUCCGUGUAAGUUAUU